AUGGAAUCUGCGAGUGUCUUGCGGCCUCUCGAUGAAUCACAGCUCCGCGAACUCCCUCAAAUCUCUCUCCGUAUCGCCCCUCUACGAGAACCAGUAUCAUCACGAACCCUAAGCGUCCCAUCGCCGCUCGAACCCAAUGCUAGUGGAGCACGGGACUCGAAUAAUAUCUCCAAUUCAAACAACAAUAGCGGGCAGAUCCCAGCAAAUGCAAAGGGAGGCCUGCCGACGGUUACGGAAUUUCUGAACGCUGCGCGCAUCAGGAAAACCGAACUCUCGGCAGACUCGCAGUCAAAUGUGGAACGUCCGCCGAGGCCGAUACUUCCUGCUUUUGUGAACCUUCGUGCCCUGGAAAAGUUUCCAUUCUCGUCAUCUUUCGAUGAUGACGCCCUCCAAGGGCCUCGCAAGCGUCGACGUCGAGAGCCCCAGCCUGAUUCAUUCAGCGAGCAUCUACAGUUACCUAUCCCCCAGGCCCAGAAGGAGCAGCGGCCUCCUCCAUUUGGGCCAUUUGCUAUUCUAAAUGGAUUGAAUGAGCCUCCUCCCAAUGCUGCGCUUCUCCCACCCAUUGAGGCUGGGUCUAAUAUCUCCCAGCUUUUGACUAAGCCCUCCGGAGGCGAUGCUGCUGUUGACCCUGGGACGUUGGUUUCAGCUCACGUCGCGAUAUCAGAUGGCCAGCCUGCGGAAAGACGAGAUACUAGACUGGAAGAAAUCCUCAGAACGUCCCUCAAUGUGGAUGGAGAGGACCAUAAUGAUGAUGUUGAUAAUGUUGAAAGUACUAACCCAGUCGAUCCUGAUGAUAUUGCCCUGUCUGUUCGUGAAGCAGAAAAACCCAAGAACAGUAAGGCAUCGCCACCACCUCCUGGGGAAAAUGCCCCAAUGUCUCCUAAAACUCGUGGCCGGUCCCGUAAAAACAUGAGAAAGUGGUCCGAAGAAGAGACGAUUACUUUACUUCGGGGCGUGGUCAAAUGUGGGAUUGGCAACUGGACUGCUAUUCUUGCUCAGCCGGAACUGGAGUUUAACCAGCGAACUGCCUCAAAUUUGAAAGACAGAUUCCGAGUCUUAUGUCCAUGGGCGUACAGCGCAUCCGAUCCCAACGAAGCCGCAAAACAACUACAUGAGACUCUCGCUAACACCCUACUCAAAGCCAAAGCAGAGGGCUCCGGCGAAACACCUGGCAAAAUCAGCCUCUCCCAUCUAAUACCCUCAAAUCAAAGCCUCCAGCCAAACUCUCGAGGAAAAAGCCCGGCUUGCAAUCCGCAAAAACCCUCUAUGUCCCGUACCGUCUCAUCCACGCCCGACACUGAUCCCGGGAGUAGUAGCAUUGCCCAAUCACAGUCGCCCUCAUCAGGGAAUAGCACACCCGCUCUCUCGAGCAAGUCCCGCAUAGCACUGGAAUCUCUUGGAAUCCCGGAACCACAUGUCUCAAAAACCAAACGUCGCUCUCGGCGACCCUUCACAACCGCCGAAGAUGAAGCUCUCCUCAAAGGCUACGCAGUGCACGGCUUCCAAUGGACCCUAAUCCAGCAAGAUUCACGCCUGAACCUAAGCCACCGCAAAGCGACAGACCUCCGCGACCGCUUCAGAACCAAGUUCCCACACGCCUAUCGUGACGGCGGUUCCGUGAGCGGAAAAGCCCUUACCAACCAAAGCCAGGCCCAGGAGUCGGCUGUAGGCGCGUCGACCCCCCGUCCACAUGCUAUCAACACCGAACAAUCUCCAAGCAAGGUCUAUGCCAUGACUCCGACUUCGACUCCGGCUACCACGCCUCGCACAUCGGUGUCGAGGAGUCGUCAUGCUGCUACCCCUUCCCAGUCCAAUCUCGCCCAGAUUGAUCCUGCGCUCUUGCCGCCGCCUCCACAGGCCUUUUUGGAGCAUUCGAUAUAUCUUCCUCCUGCUGCUGCGGGUGUGCUUUCUUUCUCUCUGGAUGAUGGCUCUGGGGCGGGUGCCUCUUCCGCGGUGGAGACACCGUGGGAAGAUAAUACCCUCGCUCCUAUGAUUUGGGAUGAAUUGACCUAA
Messenger RNA from Penicillium egyptiacum, 2013 nucleotides. The record is from the annotation of a GenBank genome assembly. Lineage: Eukaryota; Fungi; Ascomycota; Eurotiomycetes; Eurotiales; Aspergillaceae.